UCAGGUCACUCAUUCAGUGUUGAUGGAACAAUGGCAUUUCUACUGUCAGGAGUCCCACCCUAUGUCGUUCAAGGUAUUGGAUAUUGGUCCUCCCACUGUUUCCUCCGCUACUGGCACUCUCGAACUUCUAACACGGUUGCAUGCAGAAUACUUCCCGUUGUUCAGGCUUGCUUUGCCUUAUUUUCCAGUUUAGUCGUGCCUUUGUCUUGCCCACGGCUUUGGGCGGGAGUCCCUGGUACUCCCCUCUACAUACACCUGAUUUGCUUUUCUCUCUCUUAUGAUCAAUCCGAUAAGACUAUUUGUAGCCUCCGCCCAACUUGGAGAAGACCCGUCUUCACAUUACCUAAGCUUCACUCUGUUUCCUUUACAGAAGUUCACUUACCAACAGCGAGCUUGAAACAAUGUAUGACGGGUGCAUACGGAAACAAGUAA
This is a messenger RNA of Suillus plorans, 432 nucleotides long. RefSeq lists its product as uncharacterized. The transcript has a single exon. NCBI's taxonomy places the organism in Eukaryota, Fungi, Basidiomycota, Agaricomycetes, Boletales, Suillaceae. The record is from RefSeq and is a predicted model, not a curated record. The annotation marks the transcript as partial.